Molecule: messenger RNA, 1083 nt
Organism: Megalops cyprinoides (Indo-Pacific tarpon)
Lineage: Eukaryota; Metazoa; Chordata; Actinopteri; Elopiformes; Megalopidae
Product: growth hormone secretagogue receptor type 1-like
Exons: 2
Coding region: 1-1083 (360 amino acids)
Biological process (GO): hormone-mediated signaling pathway; G protein-coupled receptor signaling pathway
Cellular component (GO): plasma membrane
Molecular function (GO): growth hormone secretagogue receptor activity
Source: RefSeq, a predicted model, not a curated record
AUGCAUAACUGGACGGACCAUAGUGGCUGUCCUUUAAACUGCAGUACGACUGACAACGAAACUAACUGGGGGAACGAGUUUCCGUUGAACCUUUUCCCAGUGCCCAUUCUAACCGGGAUAACCGUCACCUGCACCAUCCUCUUUCUUGUUGGAGUUACGGGGAAUUUAAUGACCAUUCUGGUGGUCACCAAGUACAAGGACAUGAGGACGACCACAAAUCUGUACCUGUCGAGCAUGGCAUUCUCGGAUUUACUGAUUUUCCUCUGCAUGCCUCUCGACCUGUACAGAAUCUGGCGGUACCGUCCGUGGAAUUUCGGGGACAUGCUUUGUAAACUCUUUCAGUUCGUCAGCGAGAGCUGCACCUACUCCACCAUCCUGAACAUCACCGCGCUGAGCGUGGAGAGGUACUUCGCCAUUUGUUUUCCCCUCAAGGCGAAGGUGGUGGUGACAAAGGGUCGGGUGAGGUGUGUCAUCUUCGCCCUCUGGAUUGUGGCUUUCUUGAGCGCGGGACCCAUAUUCGUCCUCGUCGGCGUGGAGCACGAGAACGGAACCAACUCCUGGGAGACGAACGAAUGCAAAGCGACGGAGUACGCCAUCCGAUCGGGACUCCUUACCAUCAUGGUGUGGGUUUCCAGCAUCUUCUUCUUUUUGCCCGUGUUCUGCCUGACUGUGCUGUACAGCCUUAUUGGGAGAAAGUUGUGGCGGAGGAAAAAGGAGACAAUCGGACCCAACAUGUCAAGUCGCGACAAAAACAAUAAACAAACUGUAAAGAUGCUGGCCGUGGUGGUGUUCGCUUUUGUGCUGUGCUGGCUGCCGUUUCACGUGGGCCGCUAUUUGAUUUCCAAGUCGGCGGAGGCCGGCUCCCCUCUGAUGUCCCUGAUAAGCCAGUACUGCAACCUGGUCUCCUUCGUGCUCUUCUACCUGAGCGCCGCCAUCAAUCCCAUACUCUACAACAUCAUGUCGAAGAAGUACAGGAUGGCAGCCUGCAAACUUUUUGGAGCAAAGCAGUCCCCGCGAAGGACAGCGUCCGCCAUCAAGAGCGAAAGCUCCCCGGGCUGGACAGAGUCGAGCGUGAGCAUGUGA